Molecule: messenger RNA, 972 nt
Organism: Ixodes scapularis (black-legged tick)
Lineage: Eukaryota; Metazoa; Arthropoda; Arachnida; Ixodida; Ixodidae
Exons: 2
Coding region: 1-972 (323 amino acids)
Molecular function (GO): nucleic acid binding; zinc ion binding
Source: RefSeq, a predicted model, not a curated record
AUGGCGCAAGCUCAAGCCCUCUACGCCGCGCCGAUCCAGUAUGACCCGGCGGUGGAGAAUCGGACAAACUACGUGGAGCGACUGGAGGCAUACUUCGACGCCAGCAGGUCACUAAAGCAAAAUGAGGGGGAAAGCGUCGCGGACUACCUGGCCGAAUUACGGAGAAUCGCAGACCACUGCGGUUUUGGGGACGCUCUAGACAACAACCUAAGGGACCGAUUUGUCAUCGGACGGUGCGAGAAGACGGUGCAGAGGAUCCUCCUGGCAAAACCAAAGAAACUUACGCUCAAAGAGGCGCUGGACACAGCGUUGGCUGCGGAGUUAGCAAUGCGGAACGCCGACCGGCUUCCUGGCUCAAGUUCGCUACGCACUACUGCAGGGGACGUGAAUGCCUUGCGGUUUAAGAAGCACAAGGGACGUCAGCAGGAAACGUCUCGGACGAAGACUGCGCAGCCCUGCAUUUGUUGCGGAGACAGCUCUCAUGACCAGCCAAACUGUCCACACAAGAAAACGACGUGCUUCACGUGUAACAAGCAGGGAGAUUUGGCGAGCCGGUGCUUUCGCACUCAGUCGACACCGGCGGUCAACCGAAAGAAGCAGCAGGCCAACCUGCUCACGGAAGAAGCACAGCUAGGACAGGCAGAGGAGGCUUUCCACUUGUUCACAGUGCACACUCCAAAAGCUACGGUUGAUUCAGUCAACGAAGUGCUCCAGUGGGGAACAGUAGAAGUGACCAUGCAGGUUGACACUGGCUCCCCCGUGUGCAUGAUUUCUAGGGACACAUACUCCAAGAAUGAUAAGGUCUGGCCACCCCUACAGGAAACUAUCAAGGAGCUCCACUGCUACCUGGGGAAACUACCAGUGCUGGGAGUCCUGGCGAUGCCAGUAAGGUAUGGAAACAAACAAGUGCAAGGACAACUGUACAUUGUGGAUUGUACGGGUCUAUCCUUGUGUGGUCGAGACGUCAUCUAA